Oryza sativa Japonica Group (Japanese rice) is the source of this 1311-nucleotide messenger RNA. RefSeq lists its product as uncharacterized. NCBI's taxonomy places the organism in Eukaryota, Viridiplantae, Streptophyta, Magnoliopsida, Poales, Poaceae. The record is from RefSeq and is a predicted model, not a curated record.
CGGACACCUUCUUCUUCCUGCUGUUCAGAGCAACGGUAGCUGACAGUGACGGAGUUCAGCAGCUUCAGCAAUGGCAGCAGCAGCAGCUGGUGGUGGUGGUGGUGGUGGUGGUAGCGGCAGGUUGCUGAGAGGAGCAACCGCGAAGGCUUUUCAUGGAGACGGCAGCAGCCAUCAUCGUAUGAUGCCAUCGUCGUCGUCUUCGGUGGCGGCAGGCGGCGGCGGCGGCGUGGCUGGGCCGUGCCGCAUCCCGUCCCUGAAGUUCCCGUCGCUGUGGGAGUCGAAGAGGCAGGGCGGCGGUGUCGGCAGCCGCGCGGCGGAGCGGAAGGCGGCGUUGAUCGCGCUGGGAGCCGCCGGCGUGACGGCGCUGGAGAGGGAGCGCGGCGGCGGGGUGGUGUUGUUGCCGGAGGAGGCGAGGAGGGGCGCCGACCUGCUGCUGCCGCUGGCGUACGAGGUCGCGAGGAGGCUGGUGCUGAGGCAGCUCGGGGGCGCGACGCGGCCGACGCAGCAGUGCUGGUCCAAGAUCGCCGAGGCCACCAUCCACCAGGGUGUUGUCAGAUGCCAGUCGUUCACGCUCAUCGGUGUGGCCGGAUCACUCGUCGGAUCAGUGCCAUGCUUUCUCGAGGGAUGUGGUGCAGUUGUGAGAUCAUUCUUCGUACAGUUUCGUGCCCUGACACAGACAAUUGAUCAAGCAGAGAUCAUAAAGCUGCUGAUCGAGGCAAUAGACAUGUUCCUGAUCGGCACAGCUCUUCUCACGUUUGGCAUGGGAAUGUACAUCAUGUUCUACGGCUCCCGGAGCAUUCAGAACCCAGGAAUGCAAGGCGAUAAUUCUCACCUGGGAUCCUUCAACCUAAAGAAGCUGAAAGAAGGGGCCAGGAUCCAGUCGAUCACGCAGGCGAAGACGAGGAUCGGGCACGCCAUACUCCUGCUGCUCCAGGCGGGCGUCCUCGAGAAGUUCAAGAGCGUGCCGCUGGUCACCGGGAUUGACAUGGCUUGCUUCGCCGGCGCCGUGCUCGCCUCCUCCGCCGGCGUCUUCCUCCUGUCGAAGCUGUCGACGACGGCUGCACAGGCACAGCGACAACCACGCAAGCGUACAGCUUUCGCAUGAACACGUACAGGAAUUGCCUUAUAGCUCCGAUUCAUAAUUCAUUUAUUCUUUCAUAUCAAGAUUAGGAAUAGCAAAAAAAAAUGAGUUGCAAAGUGUGUGUUUUUAUAGUAUUCUCUCUUUCUUCACUUGUAAAGAGGGUACGAAGUAGUUUGUACAGAGUGUCAAUAAAGCCUCUCGGGGGAAGAAAGAAAUCUCCAAUUCGGAUA